This is a messenger RNA of Cottoperca gobio, 1027 nucleotides long. It is a transcript of the gene atp5pb, whose product is annotated as ATP synthase peripheral stalk-membrane subunit b. Gene Ontology annotation, biological process: proton motive force-driven ATP synthesis. The coding region runs from base 97 to 855 and encodes 252 amino acids. Lineage: Eukaryota; Metazoa; Chordata; Actinopteri; Perciformes; Bovichtidae. The transcript is spliced from 7 exons. Gene Ontology annotation, molecular function: proton-transporting ATP synthase activity, rotational mechanism. The record is from RefSeq and is a predicted model, not a curated record.
CCGCCUGUCCCUGUGGCUCUUUGCAGAAGGGCAAGAAGAGGCCGAAACAGACAGGGUGCCCGGUGUAGCAGGAACUUUGCUCUUCAUCCUUCAAACAUGCUGUCCAGGCUUAUUGUUGUGUCAGCCAGUGCCCUGAAAAGCAGUGCCCCCCUUGGAGCUGGUCUGAUCCAGGCGUCUCGCUCCCUGCACACGUCGUCCCAGAGUCUGGCCCCAGUGCCCCCUCUGCCCGAGAAGGGAGGCAAAAUCCGUCAUGGCAUCUUCCCAGAGGAGAUUUUCCAGCUCUUGUACCCCAAAACUGGAGCUACAGGACCCUACAUGCUGGGCACUGGCCUCGCCGUAUACAUGCUUUCCAAGGAACUCUACGUUAUCAACCAUGAGACUAUUGCAGCCUUAACCAUGGGCAUGAUCAUCAUCUUUAGUGUCAAGAAAUUUGGUCCAAGUGUUGCAGCUUUUUGUGACCAACUAAAUGAGGAGAAAGUGGCUGGUGUUCAGGAGGUGAAGGACCAAGCCAUUGUCGCCCUGGGUCAGGCUAUUGAGAGUGAGAAGAAGGAACAGUGGAGAGUGGAGGGAAGAGCAAUGCUCUUCGACGCGAAGAGGAACAAUGUGGCCACGCUGUUGGAGACCAACUACAGAGAGAGGAUACACAUGGUCACCCAUGAGGUGAAGAGGCGCUUGGACUACCAGCUCGCCUUGCAGAGCCUCCACACACGGAUGGCGCAGGAGCACAUGGUCAACUGGGUGGAGAAGAACGUCAUCGGCAGCAUCACUCCUCAGCAGGAGAAGGAGAGCAUCGCCAAGUGCAUCACAGACCUGAACGUUUUGGCCAAGGCUGUUCAGGCCAAAGCUACAGUCUAAUCUGUCAACUGUUCUCUCAUCCCCAAACUCACUGUCCCAAGACGAGACCUCCACUUUUCUUUACAGAAUAAACUAUUUCCUCUCUAAAGUUUGUCUCUGUCCAUAUAUUAUGGGUGUGUACAGUAUUUACACGUCGGCUGAAUAAAAAUAAAUGGUUCUUAUUCAACUUCAA